Molecule: messenger RNA, 3300 nt
Organism: Meriones unguiculatus (Mongolian gerbil)
Lineage: Eukaryota; Metazoa; Chordata; Mammalia; Rodentia; Muridae
Gene: Pif1
Product: PIF1 5'-to-3' DNA helicase
Exons: 14
Coding region: 811-2724 (637 amino acids)
Biological process (GO): telomere maintenance; DNA repair
Molecular function (GO): DNA helicase activity
Source: RefSeq, a predicted model, not a curated record
AGGAGGUGGGGGAAAGAGCAGGAGCAAGGUGAGGUCCAGUUCUCUUUGGUAUUAUGUUUAUGUGUGUGGCUGUGGUUUUGCUUUUAGACUGGGUAUCACACUGUGGCCUAGGCUGGCUUCUAGCUCAGCCUCAGAGGCCUGAGAAAUCAAUACUGUUUUCUCAUUCAUCUCUUCUAACCAUGCUUUCUUUGAAAGCUUCGGAUUGCAGAAGAAGGAAGGCAAGAGCUUGGAGAGAAAGGAUCCUAAGGUGGAGGGAUGGGGUUCUUUUUAGAUCACAUGAUAUUGCCCUUUGCUAAAGUUACAGUUGUUUCUUUAGUGUGGACUGGGGCCUUCCAGCGGGAGAGAUCAGGUAAGACCCGGAAAGAGUUCUACAAGAGAAAAUUUUCUAAGAAACCCCUCCCUCCAAGUGUCUGUCUCAAACCCAGGAUUUGGGUUUAGGAAAGGAAAUUGAAAAGUAGCUUUGUGCCUCCCUCAAAACUGACCUCAUAGUGGCAGCAGCAAGCAGAGACUCACACGUGUACACUACCACCCAAAGCAACAAAGAAGGAAGUUGGACUGUGGUUGUGAGGAUGCUCUGUGCCUCCGAUCCUCUGCGAUCCUCUGCAUCUGCCAAUCAAGACUCAAGUCUCAGAACUGCUGAGCAGCUUUAGGCAGAGGAGUUUGAAUGUUCUCAGCUCCGCAGCUUUGCUGCCUGCCGGUUCUGAUCGGCUUUUUCCUCCGAAAGCGACGAGUCGUUCCGUCGGAUCCUUGAGGUGGGAGACAAAGAACGUGAUUAUUUUGGGGAUCCUCGCCGGGAGAGAGGCCCCGGAGAUGUUUUCCAGCACCCAGGGGGCGACAGGUGCAUGUGACGACGCGGAGCUGAGCUGCCGGGUGGCCGUGGAGGAGCUGAGUCCCGGAGGGCAACCUCGCAAGCGCCAGGCUCUGCGCGCGGCGGAGCUGAGCCUGGGUCGAAACGAGCGCCGCGAGCUAGUGCUGCGACUGCAGGCCGCGGGGCCGGCGGGGCGGCCGCGGUGCUUCCCGCUGCGCGCCGCGCGCCUCUUCACCCGCUUCGCCGCGGCCGGGCGCAGCACGCUGCGGCUCCCCGCGGAAGGCGCCCCCCGGGCUGGCUCCGUGCAGCUGCUGCUCUCCGACUGUCCCCCCGCGCGCUUGCACCGCUUCCUGCGCACGCUGCGCCUGAAGCUGGCGGCCGCCCCGGGGCCGGGACCCGCCUCUGCUCGCGAGCAACUCCUAGGCCCGCGGCCCCGAGACUUUGUCACCAUCAGUCCAGUGCAGCCCGAGGAACUGCGGCGUGCAAAGGCCACCCGGGCUCCAGAUUCCGUGCUGGAGAAGCAGCCAACGGAAUCCAAGCCUAAUACCGGCGCUCCAAGGUGGCCCCUGCCUGUGAAGAAGUUGAGCAUGCACUCCACCAAGCCGAAGCUCUCUGAGGAGCAGGCUGCCGUGCUGAGGGCGGUCCUGAAAGGCCAGAGCAUUUUCUUCACCGGGAGUGCAGGGACAGGAAAGUCCUAUCUGCUGAAGCAUAUCCUGGGUUCCCUGCCUCCUACGGGCACUGUGGCCACUGCCAGCACUGGGGUGGCAGCCUGCCAGAUCGGGGGCACCACCCUUCAUGCCUUUGCAGGCAUUGGCUCAGGCCAGGCUCCCCUGGCCCAGUGUGUGGCCCUGGCCCAUCGGCCAGGUGUGCGGCAGGGGUGGCUGAACUGCCAGCGGUUGGUCAUCGAUGAGAUCUCCAUGGUAGAGGCAGACUUGUUUGACAAGUUGGAAGCAGUGGCCAGAGCUGUCCGGCAGCAGAAUAAGCCGUUUGGGGGGAUCCAGCUCAUCAUCUGUGGGGACUUCUUACAGUUGCCACCAGUGACCAAAGGCUCCCAGAACCCUCGAUUCUGCUUCCAGGCCAAGAGCUGGAGAAGGUGUGUGCCAGUGAUUCUGGAGUUGACUGAGGUUUGGAGGCAGGCAGACCCAACCUUCAUCUCUCUACUGCAGGCUGUGAGGUUGGGCAGAUGUUCAGAUGAAGUCACCCGCCAGCUCAGGGCCACAGCUGCCCAUAAAGUGGGAAGAGAUGGAAUUGUGGCCACGAGACUCUGCACCCACCAGGAUGACGUGGCCCUCACCAAUGAGAAGCGGCUGAAGGAGCUGCCAGGUGAAGUACACAGUUUUGAGGCUAUAGACAGUGACCCCGAGCUGGCCCAGACCCUGGAUGCCCAGUGUCCUGUUAGCCGUGUCCUUCAGCUAAAGCUGGGGGCUCAGGUCAUGUUGGUGAAGAACUUAGCAGUGUCUCGGGGCCUGGUGAAUGGUGCCCGAGGAGUGAUAGUUGGCUUUGAGUCGGAAGGGAGAGGGCUGCCCCGGGUACGGUUCCUGUGUGGUGUCACUGAGGUCAUCCGCACUGACCGCUGGACAGUACAGGUCACUGGAGGCCAGUUUCUCAGUCGGCAGCAGCUUCCCCUACAGCUGGCCUGGGCAAUGUCCAUCCACAAAAGCCAGGGCAUGUCUCUGGACUGUGUGGAGAUCUCUCUGGGCCGUGUGUUUGCCAGCGGCCAAGCCUAUGUCGCCCUCUCCCGGGCCCGCAGCCUCCAGGGCCUUCGCGUGCUGGACUUCAACCCCAUGGUGGUUCGCUGUGACUCCCAAGUGCUGCGCUUCUACGCUACCCUGCAGCAGGCGAGGGGCCUCAGCCUGGAGUCCCAGGAUGAUGAUGAGGCAAACGCGGAUCUGGAGAACAUGGACCCAAACCUUUGACCUCAGCUGAGAGAGAAGACAAGCUUCUUCACGGGUCAAGGCCCUAGAAAAUAACUGGGGAGUGUUUCUUCCCUCAUUCAGCCUGAUGGUAGGGUUAAGGACAUGGUUUCCUACCUACUUACCAGCUCUGCCUCAGUUUCACCCCUUUCCCUGGAGAAACUUUCGGGGUCAGAAGCUGGAACUGGUGAUGGUUACCAGAGGACAAAGCUCUCUCUACAAGAGAUGGACACAUGGCCAGAGUUCUGAGCUGCAGGCGGAGAGGCAGUGCCUGCAGGCAGGUGCUGCAGGAGCAGCAGGAGACCCCGAUCAGGGCCUGUCUUCUUGCGCUGCAUUUAUUUAUUUUGUGCGCAUGCGCGCCACAGCGUACGUGUGACGCUCCGAGGACAACCUGAGGAGGAUGGUUUUCUCUUUACCCCUGUGGGUUCUGUGGGUUAAAUUCAGGUCAUAGGGCUUGGGGGCAGGCACUUUUGCCUGAUGAGCAAUCUUGCUAGCCCCAGGAUCUGUUUCAAUUUUCUUCAUACUAUCAUAACAAAAUAUAUGAGGCUGGUACUUAAUGAAAAAAUGAUUUAUUUUUAA